Molecule: messenger RNA, 1657 nt
Organism: Salvia hispanica
Lineage: Eukaryota; Viridiplantae; Streptophyta; Magnoliopsida; Lamiales; Lamiaceae
Source: RefSeq, a predicted model, not a curated record
UAUAUAUGUGUGUGAUUUAAGUGUAAGAUGCAUUCAUACAUCACUAGCUAACUUGUAUGCAAAAAAUAGAGUGAUUUUAAAAAAAUGGCAGAAAAGAAACUGUACGAUGCUGCAAGAAUUGGAGAUGUAGCAACACUCCAACAACUCCUCCAAACAAAUCAACAUCUUCUUGAUGUAGUCUCAUUCCCAUGUCUCAAAAACGUGUUGCACAUUGCAAUAAAGCAUGGGAAAGAGAGCAUUGUGGAAGAGGUGCUGAAGAUCAACCCGGAGCUCGCUCUCGAGCUUGACUCCAAGAACUCGUCGUCCCUCCACCUCGCAGCUGCAAGAGGCAAUGUGGUGAUCGCGAAGAGAUUGCUAGCGAUAGCCCCGGAGAUGUGCUGGUGGCAAGACGCCAAGAUAUGAACCCGCUUCAUGUUGCGGCCAUGAAGGGGAAUGAGGCGGUGCUGAAGGAGAUGCUUCAGCUGGACAUUCUUCCGGCCACGGUGAGGCUGCAUCGCGGACAGACUGUAUUGCACUUGUGCGUGAAACAUCGCCAGCUUGGGACGUUGACGGUUUUGGUGGAUAAGUUGGGAGACCUAGUGAGUGCAAAGGAUGAUGAUGGAGAGACAUUGUUGCAUUUUGCAGUGAGGGCUAAUCAACUUGAGAUUGUAGAAUACUUGAAGAGAAGUUUCAAACUAGAAAAGCUGACAAAGAAUUCAAAUGGCAAAACAGCACUGGAUAUCUUUGAGGAGAGCCCUCGAGACCGAAAAAUGAAAAAAAUCCUGGAAAAAUUUUCCAAUCUGUCCAUAUUCCAAAACUUCCAGAGGCACAGCGAGAUGACGAUGGUGGCGGCCGUCCUGAUAGCAACCAUGGCGUUCCAAGGGGCCGUCAGCCCCCCUGGCGGCGUGUGGGAAGACGACGGAACUGAUGAAGAGACCGGCCGUUAUCACAAAGCCGGCUUUGCCGUUAUGGCUACUAAGCAUCCCAAGACAUACAAAAAUUUCGUCAUUGCUAACAUUGUGUCGUUCAUUUCGUCCACCAUCGCCAUCUUGUUGCUCUCCACGGCUGGCGCGUCGGACCAUUCGAGGUUCGUGAAGCUCGCGUCGGUUGCGGAGUGGGUGUCGAUGGGGGCCAUCGCAAUUACCUAUGGAGCUUCCUUUGUCAUGACCAAUCCUAAUAUGGUAGAAUUCGGAUUUAACAACGUUGUUUUUAUAACAACGGGUAUAUUCGUUCCGGUCAUAGCGGCAAUCUUUUUUUUCGGCACUAAGGGAAUGAAGAGAAAACUUGUCAAGAGGGCCAAGCUGAUAGGGACUCCACAUCACGCAUGAGCCAACCGCCAUCACCAAGUCCGACGAGCAGCUCCGCCAUGUCGGACGACACGGAAGAAGACUUGCCACGCAAGGAAGUCGAGAAGAAGAGUGGAAGGAAAGGAAGGCCCAAAAGGGAAGCUUCCAAUCCAGCCGAUACAGAGGCUAUGUAUCACACUAAUAAAGGAAGAGAAUAUCUAGUUUAGUUAAUUAUUAUUGUUUCUUUAUUUUGAACGAUAUCUUUUAUGUUUAGAAUAGAUUUGUGUCAAUCUUCUUGGGUUUUCUUCUUGAUUCUUUCCCGAGUCGUAAGUCCGAAUCAAGUAGGGGGGAUUCUAUAUAUUAUAGAAUUCUCAUAGAUUGAGUCUUGAGAA